ACAAUUCACUAGCUGUUGCCUAAUCUUCUGGACUACUAGUACAUUUAUAUGUUCAAUCUUUUCUGAAACCCAUUUCAUUAUAAGUCCUUCUCAAUUUCCACCUACCACCAAUUCUUUGGCUUCAUAUUAGUCUAGUCUUGGUUUUUUGACUCUGAUUUGGAGUGCGAAGAAUUAUAAAAUGGCGGCAGGAGCUGUUCCAACUUCAUUUACAGGCCUGAAGAGCAGGGAAAAUGGUGUGGGGUUUGCUAAAAGUUUGGACUUUGUAAGAGUUUCUGACUUACAGAGGGUUAAGUUUCGACGAACCAAGGUUUCUGUGAUAAGAAAUGCAAAUCCUGGUCCAGAAACCAUUGAACUUCAGCCUGCGUCCGAAGGGAGUCCACUACUAGUUCCCAGGCAAAAGUACUGUGAAUCCAUACACAAAACUGUCAGAAGAAAGACGUGCACGGUGAUGGUUGGGAACGUGGCCAUUGGUAGCGAACAUCCAAUCAGAAUUCAGACAAUGACUACAACUGAUACUAAAGAUGUUGCUGCAACAGUAGAACAGGUGAUGAAAAUAGCUGAUGCAGGAGCUGACAUAGUUCGAAUUACAGUCCAAGGGAAGAAAGAAGCUGAUGCAUGUUUCGAGAUUAAAAAUUCUCUGGUGCAAAAGAAUUAUAACAUCCCUCUGGUGGCUGACAUUCAUUUUGCUCCUCCUAUUGCACUUCGAGUUGCGGAGUGCUUUGAAAAAAUACGUGUCAAUCCUGGAAACUUUGCUGACAGGCGAGCCCAGUUUGAGCAAUUAGAGUACACAGAAGAAGACUACCAGAAAGAACUUGAGCAUAUUGAGGAGGUUUUUACACCAUUGGUGGAAAAAUGUAAAAAGUACGGACGUGCAAUACGUAUUGGAACUAACCACGGGAGCCUUUCAGAUCGAAUUAUGAGCUAUUAUGGGGACUCACCUAGGGGAAUGGUUGAAUCAGCAUUUGAGUUUGCAAGAAUUUGUCGAAAGUUGGACUUCCACAAUUUCGUCUUCUCAAUGAAAGCUAGCAAUCCAGUAGUCAUGGUUCAGGCGUAUCGUCUUCUUGUAGCUGAGAUGUAUGUUCAGGGAUGGGAUUAUCCUUUACACUUGGGAGUUACUGAAGCUGGUGAAGGUGAGGAUGGAAGGAUGAAGUCUGCAAUCGGUAUUGGCACACUUCUUCAGGAUGGUCUGGGUGAUACAAUAAGGGUUUCCCUAACUGAACCUCCAGAGGAGGAGAUAGAUCCCUGUCGACGAUUGGCAAACCUUGGAAAGAGAGCAGCUGAGCUUCAACAAGGAGUGGCCCCUUUUGAAGAAAAGAACAGACGUUAUUUUGACUUUCAACGUCGGUCAGGGGAAUUGCCAGCUCAAAAGGAGGGUGAUGAAGUAGACUACAGAGGGGUGUUGCAUCGAGAUGGUUCUGUUCUCAUGUCUGUUUCUUUGGAUCAAUUGAAGACCCCUGAACUUCUGUACAGAUCAUUAGCGGCAAAGCUUGUCGUUGGCAUGCCAUUUAAGGAUCUGGCAACUGUGGACUCAAUCCUGUUGAGGGAACUUCCACCAGUAGAUGAUAAAGAUUCUCGCCUAGCUCUCAAAAGAUUGGUUGACAUAAGCAUGGGAGUCAUUACUCCUCUGUCGGAGCAAUUGACAAAGCCGUUAUCUAAUGCCAUGGUAUUGGUUACUCUGAAGGAGUUAUCUGGUGGUGCUCAAAAGCUUCUUCCAGAAGGUACAAGAUUGGUUGUGUAUGUGCGUGGUGAUGAAUCAAAAGAUGAGUUGGAAAUCCUAAAGAGCACUGAUGUUACUAUGAUUCUUCAUAAUCUCCCAUAUACAGAAGAAAAAAUUGGCAGAGUUCAUGCAGCCAGGAGGCUUUUUGAGUAUCUCUCUGAAAAUUCAUUGAACUUUCCCGUAAUUCAUCACAUACACUUUCCCAGUGAUACCCACAGGGAUGAUUUAGUGAUUGGUGCCGGGGCAAAUGCAGGAGCUCUUCUAGUAGAUGGGCUCGGAGAUGGUAUUCUCUUGGAAGCUCCAGAUCAGGAUUUUGAUUUUCUCAGAAAUACAUCUUUCAAUUUGCUUCAAGGUUGCAGAAUGCGGAACACUAAAACGGAGUACGUAUCAUGCCCAUCGUGUGGCAGAACUUUAUUUGAUCUUCAAGAGAUAAGUGCUCAAAUAAGGGAGAAGACGUCACACUUGCCCGGUGUUUCAAUUGCCAUCAUGGGUUGCAUUGUGAAUGGACCUGGGGAGAUGGCUGAUGCUGACUUUGGAUAUGUUGGUGGUGCUCCUGGGAAGAUUGACCUUUACGUCGGCAAGACGGUGGUAAAACGCGGUAUUCAAAUGGAGCAUGCAACAGAUGCCUUGAUCCAGCUAAUUAAAGAUAACGGUCGUUGGGUGGAUCCUCCUAAGGAGGAGUAAGAUCAACUGGAAGAGUUUGACAGAUGGAACUGGGAGGGAGGGAGGGAGGUCAAGAUACAGUUGCAUUGUAAAUGCAGAUUCUAGCACCUGAUAAUAAUACAGCAUUAGCCAACUCCAGAGAGCUGCCAUUUCCAAGCAGCUGAGAUGUAGCUUUUAUGUUGUAGAAUCUAGUACAUGCAUGCAAAUGCAGAAUAUGAUUAUUCAUGUAUUGAUCAAUUCUAGUUACCAGUCCCCUUCUUGGGAAUCUAGUAAUAGGCUAUAUCAUCGUUCAUUGUUGACCAAUCUACAUAGUGAGGGCAGCACGGUGCACGAAGCAUCCCGCAUGGUCAAGGGAAGGGCCGCACCCUAAGGGGUGUACUGUAGACAGUCUACCCUAAUACAAGCAUUAGUGACUGUUUCCACGGUUCGAACCCGUGACCUA
Messenger RNA from Nicotiana tabacum (common tobacco), 2822 nucleotides. Its product is annotated as 4-hydroxy-3-methylbut-2-en-1-yl diphosphate synthase (ferredoxin), chloroplastic. Gene Ontology annotation, molecular function: iron ion binding; 4-hydroxy-3-methylbut-2-en-1-yl diphosphate synthase activity (ferredoxin). Gene Ontology annotation, biological process: isopentenyl diphosphate biosynthetic process, methylerythritol phosphate pathway; terpenoid biosynthetic process. Lineage: Eukaryota; Viridiplantae; Streptophyta; Magnoliopsida; Solanales; Solanaceae. Gene Ontology annotation, cellular component: chloroplast. The record is from RefSeq and is a predicted model, not a curated record.